ACGGGAGCAGCACGUUUUAUUCUGCAACCCUGGGGCUCUCAGCGCAGCCUCAGCCAGCGCACCUCGGUAAACAAGAGAAAAAUAACCUAAACGACUGUUUAUACUAUAGCCUAACGUUUGUUAAACAGGGUAGCAAAUAGUGGUAACGAUUUUUAGGACAACGGAAUUGUCCCGUUACUGAGGUAAUCGUUUCAAAUAAUACCUUUUUUUGUUGGUGUGUGUUCAUCUAACAAGUGACUGUGCGGACCGUGCCCCACCGUGAGCAGCGCACAGACCUGUCCCAGGUGCUGAAACCGCCGGUGUUGCGUUUCUGCGGCAACCAACGACCAAGUUCAGGCUACACCGCCAGUAACCGAUUUUUUUAAAUGAGAACAAGAAAAGGAGAGCGGGGGAGGAAAGGAUCUUAGCGCGGUGAAUGCUAAGCAACCCACUAGCCGAGGUGUCGGUCCGGCUUUCGCGAGUAAAUGGGAUAUUCGUUUGGCCGGGCAGGAUGUAAAAAAUUGCUUGAAGGAUGGGGAAACAAGGCUUCUCUGCGGCGACACUGCCACUGCUCGUGUUGGGCUCGCUUACGGUAUCGGUUUCCGCCGGUGGUAAGUACUCAGCCCUGUCGGCUCCUCUCAAUGUGACGAUCAGGGAGCUGGAGGCGAACACAGCCAUAGUCACAUGGGAGAUACUGGAGGGAGAUCCCGUCAUCGGAUUCGCCAUCACACAACAGAAGAAGGACGUGCAUAUGCUGCGGUACAUCCAGGAAGUGAACACGACCACGCGCUCCUGUGCAUUGUGGGAUUUGGAGGAGGACACGGAGUACAUUGUUCAUGUCCAGAGCGUCAGCAUGGGAGGCAGCAGUCCUCCCAGUGACCCGGUCAGCUUCAGAACUCCCAGAGAGUCUGAGAAACCGGCCUCCACAGUACCAGACUCGGUGAACAGGGAGGAGAUGGAACAGGCACUGCAGUUCAGAGUUGGAGAGCUCAUCAUCAUCGUAGUGGUGCUGGUCAUGUGGGCAGGUGUGAUCCUCCUGUUCUGUCGUCAGUAUGACAUCAUCAAAGACAACGAACCCAACAACAACAAGGACAAAGCCAAGACCUCGUCCGAAUGCAGUACGCCCGAACACCCACAGGGAGGCCUACUGCGUAGCAACCUCUGAAACCAGCCCCCACAGUCCACUCAGCUAUAUGGCAAUAACUCACCUGAUUCCUUGGGACAGAUCCUGAGACCAACAGAAGCCAUUCUCAAACUCCCCCUGAAACCAUUUUAGGACCCUUCUUGCAACAACAGAAACAGACCGGGACUAAUACUAAGACCAGAAUGUAACCCAGGACGCAUUAAUAAAGCCACGACCAGAGUCAGACAAAAAAACAAACAGUUGUCUUUGAAGCAAACAGAACUUGUUCAUUGCCACACUCUUUUGAAUUCGGGGAGCCCCUGGAUCCUGGAAACUGUUAGGCCAAUUGAUUGAAAAUGGCCGACAAUGGAUCCAAAAAGGACACCGGUCAAUAUCUUGAACCUGGAUCACUAACUGUCUGAAUGACAGUAUGCACCAUCCAUUUGGAAACAUUUGGAAACGUUGGCACAUAUUGAACAUGACCCCUGGUUUCAGAGUAGCCUGACUGACACCCAUGAGGAUGGGAUGUGUUUGUUUGGUUCCAAGCGUCCGCAACAUGGCGAUCACCACGACGAUGAUGAUGAGCUCUCCAGCUCCGAGCUAAGACUCCUGACACCAUCUCCUACACCAAUCAGCACCUCAGACUACAGCAUAGACCCCGCCCAGGAACCCAGCCCAGCCAAUCACAACAGCCCAACCCACUGUGGACCACAAUCACCCACCAUCCAGAGUGGGGAACCUGAAUAGGUGAAGUUGUCCCUAGUAGGCUGGACACAUGACAUUUUUAACCACGCUUCUUCUACUUUCUGAUAUAAACUAGUUCAUUGCAUCCUCCGUGGAGCCAUGUUUCAUAAUAUGACCAUGUCCCAACAGCUUGCCGUAGUUUUGAAGUAUUCACACAAAAACAGGCCAUAUUUCAGGGCAUUUCUCACCCUGCCAGCUCCUAUUAGUUCUUUUGAGCACCGUGGCACCAACUCACCUCCAGAACAUUCUAUUACCAGCAUAAUGAUCUAUGUCACAAUGCCUGUUUUGCUAUUGUUGGCACUGAGAUCUGCCCACGUUGCUGGUAGUUAACAACAACAAAAAUGACUCAUGGAACUCUGAGGUCAUCCCAUUGUUUACUAUAGGGAUAUAUAGGUAUGUCUGUCUAUUUCGCCAAAUAUCUCACAAUAUGUAUAUUUAGAUUUUUUCGAAAAGGACACCAUUUCAAACAUUACAAUCUCCUCUAUCUAAUUAUGUAAGGCUGGGUAGCGUACUCCGUAGUCAUCAAACACUAGCCCCCAAAAUACCUUUUGCCCUUGGAACGCUGAUUGUUUUCCUAUGGAGAGGAACGCUGGUAUAUUUCGCCAAAUAUCUCUCAAUGUGUAUAUUUAGAUUUUUUUUCAAGUCGGACACCAUUCUAAUCACGAUAAUCUCCUCUAUCUAAUUGGUUGGGUCUAAUUGUGUUGCUGUCCUGGGGCUCUGUGGGGUGUGUUUGUGUUUGUGAACAGAGCCCCAGGACCAGCUUGCUUAGGGGACUCUUCUCCAGGUUCAUCUCUCUGUAGGUGAUGGCUUUGUUAUGGAAGGUGUCGGCCUAAUUCUGCUCUGCAUGCAUUAUUUGGUGUUUUACGUUGUACACAGAGGAUAUUUUUUUCAGAAUUCUGCAUGCGUAAUCUCAAUUUGGUGUUUGUCCGAUUUUGUGAAUUCUUGGUUGGUGAGCAGACCUCAGACCUCACAACCAUAUAUUUUAGCCAGAUCCUAAUUGGUUUGUUGAAUUUUAUGUUCCUUUGGAUGGCAUAGAAGGCACCUCUUGGCUUGUCUCUCAGAUCGUUCACAGCUUUGUGGAAGUUAUCUGUGGCGCUGAUGUUAAGGCCGAGGUAUGUAUAGUUUUUUUGUGCUCUAGGGAAACGGUGUCCAGAUGGAAUUUGUAUUCGUGUUUCUGGCAACUGGACCUUUUUUGGAAAACCAUUAUUUUACUGUCCCAAUCUGACAGAAUCUGUGCAGAAGAUCUAGGUGCUGCUGUAGGCUCUCCUUGGUUGGGGACAGAAUCACCAGAUCAUCAGCAAACAGUAGACAUUUGACUUCAGAUCAUAGUAGCAUUCUCUCUCUCUCUCCCACGCUCUCUCUUUCCAUAUGUCUCUCUCCCCCUCUAUAUCUCAGUUGAAUUCAAUUUAAGGGCUUUAUUGGCAUGGGAAACAUAUGUUAACAUUUCUCUCUCCCCCACCCCCACCCCCUCUCUCUCUGUGUGUCUGUCUCUGCAUGACCAUGCUCAGCAGCAGCUCAAAGUGAAAAUCACAUACAGUAUUAUAGUGAGAGAAUGGGGGGGGGAUGCUGUAGAUGCCUGAGAGAGAGAGUGAGAGACCCUUACUCAUAGAUACUUGUUGUGAUCUGUUCACGGAGUUAAUGAUGAGUUAAUGUUUUAUGUAAAACCAUCAAGUGUGUGUUGAAGCAUUUGACGUCUAUAACACACAACUUUCAUGAGGUUAUACUAUUUCUAUGAAAAUAAUAUACAUGAAAUAACUGUCAAAUUAUCUAUUCAAACACAAUAAAAUAAUA
Oncorhynchus masou masou (cherry salmon) is the source of this 3637-nucleotide messenger RNA. Its product is annotated as fibronectin type III domain-containing protein 5-like. Lineage: Eukaryota; Metazoa; Chordata; Actinopteri; Salmoniformes; Salmonidae. Gene Ontology annotation, cellular component: extracellular region; plasma membrane. The record is from RefSeq and is a predicted model, not a curated record. The transcript has 6 exons. The coding region runs from base 512 to 1144 and encodes 210 amino acids. Gene Ontology annotation, molecular function: protein binding.